AUAAAUUAUGGGGAUUUUUUAGUUAAUUUCUUAGAGAAUAUUUAAAAAUAUUUAUUAUUGGAGAGAGCAAUUUUAGUUUUAAAAUGCAAAAAGCCAGCGGAAAAGAAACCUAUCUUAUUACAAAUACUCUCAAUUGUUUACCAUUUCUGCUGGACGGUCAUUCGGUUUUGAUAGAUUUGCGAAACGAAUCAUCUGUGGCCGGACGUAUUGAUGCCACUGGAACUGAUGGUUUUAUGAAUAUUCACUUAAUAGAUGUAGUGUUUAUAGAUAGAUAUGGUCUUCAAUAUCCCUUCGAACAGUUUAUGGUGCGUCCACGUAUGAUACGUCAAAUACAUUUGCCAGCACAUUUAGAUGCUGAAAGCGCCAUACGUGACUGGUUGGAUCACGGUCGGAAACCGCUCAGGAAGGCGCCACAACGAAAGGGAAAAAUGACCUUUAAAGAAAAACGCGCAAAGCAAAAACACAUAGAGGUUUUGAAUGAAAUAUCAAAAACCCAAAAAUUAUAAUAUAAGCCGCUAAGUAAAUUAAUAAUUUUGUAAUCAGUAAUUUUUUUAUUCUUUAUUUUUUAAUUACAAAAACACUUUAUUUAGUAUUUAUACGUAUAUUGACAAUAAGUACUGCAUAUAAACCAAGCCUUGAAGUUAAGAGAAAAUAAAAAAUGAUUCUUUAAAUCAGUAAUUCAAAUAAAUAUUUGUGUACGCAAUUACACAGAAAAAAUUCACGGCGAAUCCAAACAAGAUUCAAGUAAAGAAA
Molecule: messenger RNA, 753 nt
Organism: Bactrocera tryoni
Lineage: Eukaryota; Metazoa; Arthropoda; Insecta; Diptera; Tephritidae
Gene: Lsm10
Product: U7 snRNA-associated Sm-like protein LSm10
Exons: 1
Coding region: 84-506 (140 amino acids)
Biological process (GO): mRNA 3'-end processing by stem-loop binding and cleavage
Cellular component (GO): cytoplasmic U snRNP body; nuclear body
Molecular function (GO): histone pre-mRNA DCP binding; U7 snRNA binding
Source: RefSeq, a predicted model, not a curated record